Messenger RNA from Trifolium pratense (red clover), 1827 nucleotides. RefSeq names its product disease resistance protein RGA2-like. Bases 1 to 1827 code for a protein of 608 amino acids. The transcript is spliced from 2 exons. Gene Ontology annotation, biological process: defense response to other organism. NCBI's taxonomy places the organism in Eukaryota, Viridiplantae, Streptophyta, Magnoliopsida, Fabales, Fabaceae. The record is from RefSeq and is a predicted model, not a curated record. Gene Ontology annotation, molecular function: ADP binding.
AUGGAUGAAUUGGAAAGGCUUAACAACACAGUUGAAUCUAUUAGAGCUGUGUUACUUGAUGCUGAUGAGAAACAAGAGCAAAGUCAUGUCAUACAAAAUUGGGUUAGAAGGCUCAAAGAUGUGCUUAUUCCUGCAGAUGACUUGCUAGAUGAAUUUGUUAUUCAAGAUAUGAUACAAAAAAGGGAUCAUAAACCUCAUCAAAACAAACUAACAAAGGUACUUCAUUCCUUCUCUCCAAACAAAAUUGCUUUUCGCCGAGACAUGGCUCGUGAGAUUGUAAAAAUACAAAACAAGUUUAAUGAUGUGGUGAGAGAUAUGUGUGGGUUGAAUUUAAACUCAAAUGUUGCGGUGGUUGAGAAAACUAAUAGUGAACGAAGGGAAACCGAUUCUUAUGUGUCAGAAUCAGAUAUCAUUGGAAGAGAAGAAGAUAAGAACAAGAUUAUAAGCUUGUUGAAACAGCCUUGUGAAAUUCAGAAUGUGUUUGUGGUUGCUAUUGUUGGGAUUGGUGGUUUAGGAAAGACAACUCUUGCUCAGUUGUUAUAUAAUGACAUGGAGGUACAGAAUUUGUUUGAAAAGAGUAUGUGGGUAUGUGUCUCUGAGAACUUUGAUGUCAAAACUAUUAUGAAGAAUAUGUUGAUGUCACUAACCAAGAAUAAAAUUGAUGAUACAUUACCAUUGGACUACCUGCAAAAUAUGCUUCGAAACAAUUUAACCGGUAAGAGAUACUUGUUAGUCCUAGACGACGUUUGGAAUGAGAGUUAUGAAAAAUGGGCUCAAUUGAGAACUUAUUUGAUGUGUGGUGCUCGAGGCAGUAAUGUUGUAUUGACAACUCGUAAUACAAUGGUGGCAAAAACCAUGGGUGUAAGUGUCCUCCAUGUUUUGAAUGGUUUGAGUCCAACAGAAUCUUGGAGUUUAUUAAAGAAGAUUACAUUUGGAGAUGAUACCAUUAGAGUGAAUCAGACAUUUGAAUCAAUUGGUAAGAAGAUCGCAGAAAAGUGCAAAGGAGUUCCAUUAGCAAUUAGAUCAUUGGGAGGAAUAUUACAGAGUAAAAGUGAAGAAAAAGAAUGGAUUGAUGUCUUAACAAGUGAUUUUUGGAAAGUGUGUGAGGUUAAAGAUAGCAUCUUGCCGGUCCUAAAAUUGAGUUAUCUUAACUUGUCGCCUCAACAAAGACAAUGUUUUGCUUAUUGCUCUUUAUAUCCUAAGUGUUGGAAAUUUAAUAAGGAUGAGUUGAUUCAAAUGUGGAUGGCACAAGGGUAUCUUGACUGUUCAGUUGAAGGGCAAUGCAUGGAAGAUGUUGGUAACCAAUUCAUUAAAAUUUUCUUGAUGAAAUCAUUCUUCAAAGAUGCAAGAAUAAAUGCAGAUGGUGAUAUAUAUGGUUUUAAAAUGCACGAUUUAAUGCACGAUCUUGCGACACAAGUAGCUGGCAAUGAUUGUUGUUACUUGAAUAGUAAGACAAAAAGAUGUCUAGGAAAACCGGUGCAUGUAUCGGUGGAACUGGAUGCAAUUUGUUUAUUGGAAUCAUUGGAUGCUAGUAGGCUGCGAACUUUGAUUGUCUUUUCUUUCAAAAGCGAUGGUUUUUUGGAUACACAGAAAUUGUCAGUAAUUUCAACAUUCAAAUACUUGUGUGUCUUGAAGCUGUGCAAUUUUAUUGAAAACUUGUGUUUGCGUAAUGAUAUGGACCAAUUUAUCAAUGCAAUGUUGAAUGUGCAGAGAGCUGUUAUGACAGAUGCUGAAGCCGAUGCAUGGACUUCCUUUAAGUCCUUCAAUGAAUCGAGAAUCAAGGUUCCUAAGGAUGUAACUGGGAAGGAGAUGGUCACGGAGGUGUAA